Messenger RNA from Ambispora gerdemannii, 1872 nucleotides. NCBI's taxonomy places the organism in Eukaryota, Fungi, Glomeromycota, Glomeromycetes, Archaeosporales, Ambisporaceae. The record is from the annotation of a GenBank genome assembly.
CAAAUAAUUAUCGACGAAUCUUCAACGAAAGAGCAAAUAAUUAUCGACGAAUCUUCAAUUAAAGAACAAAUAAACGUGACAAAGAAAGAAAGUUUACCUACUAGUGAUAUCGCCAAUAAUACUAUUCAACUGCGACCAUACCAGAAAGAGUGCAUUGAAACAUGCAUGUACAAAUUUUUAGAGAAGAAAGUUAAACGACAGAUAGUUUCAUUGCCUGUUGAAAUUCCGGACCCAUUUCCUGGUGCCAAUAAGGUUUUAAUCAUUGCUCAUCGACAAGAACUUUUGGAUCAAGCUCACAAGCAUGUUUCUCUGAGAAUGCCCAAUUCUGUCGUUGAAAUAGAUCAAGGGAAUAGACGUGCAGUUGGAUAUGGCGAUAUUAUAAUAGCAAGCGUACAGAGUCUAGUGCAUCAGAAAUCACAUCGUAUGGAAAAAUAUGAUCCACAACAAUUCAAAGCUAUCAUAAUUGAUGAGGCUCAUCACGCAGCCGCAAAGACAUAUCGUAAGAUUUUUGAACAUUUUGGAGCUGACUCGGAAAACACGCAUUUAUUUGUUUGGGGAUGCUCGGCUACAAUUCGAAGACACGAUGGUCUUGCACUUCAAUCUUUAUUUGAUGAAGUUACUUUUCAUAGAGAUUUCUUGGAUAUGAUACGAGAAAAAUGGCUAUGCGAUAUUAAGGUGACAACAGUAAAAACUGAAAUUGAUAUUAGUAAAGUUAGAGCGCUAAAAGGUGAGUUUGUGAUAAGUGAACUUGCCAAAGAGGUGAAUGUUAAAGCACGAAAUGAGAUUAUCAUCAGAACAUAUUUACAAUAUGCAGCUGAUAGAAAAUCAACGCUGGUUUUCGCGGUAGAUAUUGAGCACAUAGGUCAAUUAACUAUUCAUUUCCGUGAAGCUGGGAUAGAAGCUCAUGGAGUUAGUGGUAAUACGCCUAAAAAUGUCAGGUCCCGUAUUCUGAAUGAAUUCAAAGCCGGAAAAUUUCCAGUUUUGGUGAACUGCGGUAUUUUAACAGAGGGUACUGAUAUUCCUAACAUUGAUUGUAUAUUGAUGAGUCGACCUACACAGUCUGCAGCAUUAUUCCAACAAAUGAUUGGACGUGGAAUGCGUCGUUCCGAAGGAAAAAAUAAUUGUCUUGUUAUAGAUUACGUUGACUCGUACUCUAAAUUUCAUAAUGUUAAAACAUUGCCAACUUUAUUGGGAUUGAAUCCGAAUCAAGAACUGGAGAAUGAAGAUCCGCUGGAAUUUUUAAAAGGAGAAUUGAUAACGAAUUUACACAUUACCGAAUGGGAGAAUCCUUUUGAAUUAUUAGAAGAUUGCUCUGGUGCUGUAUUUCUUGAUAAACUAAGCAGAAAUGCAUGGGUUAAAGUUGGCGAUAUAUAUGCUCUCUCCAUGAGAUCAGAAGGAACCAUAAAAUUAGAAAAAAACGAAAAAACUGGACUUUAUGAAGCUAAAAAAAAAAUCUUAAUAACAAGCAAUGGUAACUUUUACCAGAAGAAGAUGGAUCUGCCAUUGCCAAUAAAGAGUGAUAAACUUGAACACGCAAUAAAAGCCUGCGAUACUUGGAUAGAGACAAAUCUGCCUGCAAAAGUACAAUUAAUUAUUCGGCGCAAUGCAAGCUGGCGAUCCGAUCCAAUAACACUGAACCAAAAAAAAGUUUUAAUGGGAAGUGCUCACAAAAUUAAAGAGUGGACAAACAUCGAGAAAAUAGAUAAACUUUCCAAAGGACAAGCAGCAAAUAUGAUUACCCGGUUGAAAGAAGGAGCAGCUGCAAGCUGGAAGCGUACGCAAAGACGAAAAGAGAUUCAAAAGAAGAAAGAAAUCAAAGAAAUGAAGCGUGGUCCAAUAUCGGAAGGCCGGUUGAGCUCAUUACAGUUCUAA